AUGCACGCUUUGACUCUCAUUGCAUCCGGAGCUGCCGUCUUGGCGUCCAUGUCAUCCGUGCAAGGCCACGGCUACAUGGUUCAUCCUGAUUCGCAGUGGGUCGAGGGCUACCCGAACAAUGGCUAUGGCAGCACUAUUGACAACGAGAUUUGGGGAGUCUAUGACAAUGCCAAGUAUGGUUACGGCGCGAAUGGCACGCUCAAAUUCUUCACCGAGACGUUUCCGACCAAGGGGUAUAAGUCGCUCGGCGCGUUCAUUAUUGAGAACCAGGAUCUCUUCCUCCCUAAAGUCGACCCCAACUGUGGGUUGACAGUCUACAAAGACUCGGCGCGUUCGGAGCUACCGGCAUCGGAGCUCACGUACACCGGUUUCACCCACCCUGGACCGUGUGAGGUCUGGUGCGACGACACCAAGGUACUGUUUGACAGCGACUGCCAGACAACAUACCCCGGCAAGCCUGCCACGAUGCCGUACGACAAAUCCAAGUGCGCGGGCGCCAACCGGAUGACCAUCUACUGGAUUGGCGUGCAAGGCGACCCGUGGCAGGUAUACAUUGACUGCAUGUGGCUAAAAGGCGGUUCUGGCAUCGGUGCGCCACCCUCAGCUGUCAGCAAGGGCAAGUCGAAAGGUGGUUCUGCUUCCAACUCAACUGCUGCAAGUACCCCUGCACCGUUGACCACCAUUGAUUCGUCAGCGACCACACCAGCUCCGUCAACCACCACGGGUUCGUCAGCGGCCACACCGGCUCCGUCGACAGCUGUCGUAAGCACAGAAGCUUCAGGCUCCGAAGAGCAAACGUCCAGCGAGGCUUUGUCGUCUUUUGAUGAAAGCUCUUCUGACGAGACUGCAUCGCCUGCUGAUAAGAUCGCUACUGAAGAGACCAUUUCGUCUGCUGAUGAGAUCCCUACUGAUGGGAUCUCUUCGUCUGCUGACGACAGUUCUGUCGAUGAGGUCUCUUCCUCCAUUGGCGAAAGCCCUACCGACGAGACUCCUGAAGCUGAGGCAACGCCUUCAGUUUCAACAGAGCCAGGAGAUACGGCCAUCACGGCUCUUCCUGCCACCGAGGCUCCAAGUAUAUCCAACGUGAGCACUGGUGCAAAGUGUGUCCGUCGCCGGAGCUAG
Peronospora matthiolae is the source of this 1122-nucleotide messenger RNA. NCBI's taxonomy places the organism in Eukaryota, Oomycota, Peronosporomycetes, Peronosporales, Peronosporaceae. The record is from the annotation of a GenBank genome assembly.